UUACACAUCUACCAACCACUCCAAGCCAAAUUGUCAAAACUCAAAAAUGAGAGAGCAACACAGUAUCUCUUCCAAUUCCAACAACAAUGGCCGGCGAGAAAUCCUCCAGCUCUGGAAAUCCAAUUCAAUGCAAAGCUGCGGUCUGUCGUAAACCAGGAGAACCGCUUGUUAUAGAGGAGAUUGUGGUGGCGCCGCCUAAUCGUCAUGAAGCUAGGAUUCAGAUCAUUUGCACUUCUCUCUGUCAAAGUGAUAUCACUUUCUGGAAACUUAAGGAUUUUCCUGGCAUUGUUCCAAGAAUUCUCGGCCAUGAAGCUAUAGGGGUGGUGGAGAGUGUAGGUGAGGACGUUGAUGAACUUAAGGAAGGUGAUGUAGUCAUUCCAACUUUCUUGGCAGAUUGUGGAGAUUGCACAGAUUGCAAAUCAAAGAAGAGCAACCUUUGUACCAAACUUCCCUUCAAGGUCUCUCCUGGGAUGCCAAGAGAUGAGACUACUAGAUUCAGAGACUUAAAUGGAGAAGUUAUUUAUCAUUUUCUCUCUGUGUCCAGUUUCAGUCAGUAUACUGUCGUAGACGUAGCCCAUCUCACUAAAAUUGACCCUUCAAUCCCUCCAAACAGAGCAUGCCUCCUUAGUUGUGGAGUAUCAACUGGUGUUGGUGCUGCGUGGAGGUCUGCCAAGGUGGAGGCGGGAUCGACUGUUGUCAUAUUUGGGCUGGGGUCAAUAGGCUUAGCUGUUGCAGAGGGUGCAAGGCUAUGCCGUGCUACUAGAAUUAUAGGUGUUGAUGUGAAUCUGGACAAGUUCGAAAUUGGUAAAAAAUUUGGUGUCACAGAGUUUGUCAAUUCUAGAGACUUGGGAAACAAACCUGUGAGCCAGGUGAUAAAUGAGAUAACUGGUGGAGGAGCAGACUACUGCUUCGAAUGUGUUGGCUCGUCAUCCUUAGUUCAAGAAGCAUAUUCAUGCUGUCGAAAGGGUUGGGGAAAGACAAUUGUCCUGGGAGUGGAUAAACCAGGCGCACAACUGAGCCUUAGCUCCUUUGAAGUACUUCACAGUGGGAAAAUUCUCACGGGAUCCUUGUUUGGAGGACUCAAAGCUAAAUCUGAUAUUCCUAUUCUCCUGAAGCGUUAUAUGGACAGGGAACUGCAAUUGGAUGAUUUUGUGACGCAUGAGAUAAGUUUCAACGACAUUAACAGAGCUUUUGAUUUGCUAAUUGAAGGAAAGAGUCUCCGAUGUGUGAUUUGGAUGAGCAAGUGAGCAAGUCAUAUUGUAUGUUCACUGAAAACUCUCAUUUGGGCAUAUGCCCUUAUUUGUCAUAUGUAUGCUAGGCUCGUUGUUAAACUAUAAUAACUUAAUAAGGCAGUUUUUUCUCACUUGUACAAGACAUAUAUGUUUGAUACCUAGAAGUUUCAUAUUAUUUCAGCUCAGAUUACAAGUAA
Mercurialis annua (annual mercury) is the source of this 1429-nucleotide messenger RNA. Its product is annotated as alcohol dehydrogenase-like 7. Gene Ontology annotation, cellular component: cytosol. The coding region runs from base 87 to 1247 and encodes 386 amino acids. The transcript is spliced from 10 exons. NCBI's taxonomy places the organism in Eukaryota, Viridiplantae, Streptophyta, Magnoliopsida, Malpighiales, Euphorbiaceae. Gene Ontology annotation, molecular function: S-(hydroxymethyl)glutathione dehydrogenase [NAD(P)+] activity; zinc ion binding. The record is from RefSeq and is a predicted model, not a curated record. Gene Ontology annotation, biological process: formaldehyde catabolic process.